Molecule: messenger RNA, 3279 nt
Organism: Cetraspora pellucida
Lineage: Eukaryota; Fungi; Glomeromycota; Glomeromycetes; Diversisporales; Gigasporaceae
Source: the annotation of a GenBank genome assembly
AUGUCUUACAAUAAAAUUGACGUAUCCGGUGAUAAUGGAGUUAAUGGAGAGAAUGGUAGUCAUGGAACGGAUGGCAAUGGUCAUCUACCUUUUAUAGAUAAAGAUGGGCAACAUGGCGGUGACGCGACGGAGCCAACACAGGGAAGAGAUGGAGGAGAAAUUAACCUGCGACUGAAACUGAGAAGGGGUUAUAUUGAAAUUUCUGGCAGUUAUUGGAAUUCAAGAUAUGAUGUCAAAAUUGUUAAUGAAUCAAUAUUAUCUGAUGAUUACGAUUCAAUUGACCUGAAAGCUCGUGGUGGAGAUGGUGGACAUGGUGGUUAUGGAGGAAAUGGAGGGAAUGGUGGCACUGGUUAUCACGGGACAAAUGCUGUCAAAUAUUUGCCUGCACUUGAUGGAGGAAGAGGAGGUGAAGGCGGCGAUGCAGGCGCGGGAACUAGCGGUGCAAAUGGAGGAAAAGGUGGUAAAAUUACCGUAAGCACAUAUGACACUGACUCUGAACUGUUAUUGAUGUGCAACUUAGAUGUGGAUGGAGGAAAAGGAGGCAAAGCCGGAAAGCAUGGCAGAUCAGGUAGAGGAGGAAGUGGUGGAUUCGGUGGAAUUGGAUGUCAAUAUAAAGAAUUAGGCUUUAACAUUAUGCAAGAGGGAUUGGUUACUUAUACGCCUCGUUCGAGACAAGGCGGCCAUCGAGGCUUUUACGGUAAUUCAGGAUGGAAUCCAUAUUCGUGUUAUCCUCUUUAUGAUGGAAAUCCAGGAGGUGAGGGAGAUAAACAGUAUAAGAUCAUCAAUAGCCAAACUGGGAGAGUCGAAACUUACUAUCAAGUUUUUAAUUUAAUGUUGCAUGAUUCUGCAAUCCAUUCUUCCACGGGAGUUUUUGAACCCGGCGCCCAAAUUUACGUAGAUAACUUGACGGUCCACAAUACAUCUAUGAUGCCUACACCAAGGCGAGAUAUCCACGUCACAAUUAAUGAUAGUGAAUGGAUUUGUAAACAAAACCAUGCUAAACUGCCGCACUUAAUAAAUCCACGUACUUCUCAAAGGGUUGAUUACUAUAAAUCAUUUUCAUUUUUUAUCAAGGAUCAUAAUGUAAAAAUUCCAGAACCACCCCUUAGAAAAAGUGUCAAGAUGUUUUUGACAGCGACAACGACAGGGACUAAAAAGACGCUUACAAACUUUGAUACAAAAGGCCACCCUAUUAAAGUUCAAUAUCCUAUCGAAUUCAUCAGUAUUUCAAAUGUGAACAGCAUGGUUGCUGGCCAAGUAUCUAAAGUCAUUUGGAAGGUGAAAAAUACGUCUAAGGUCGAUUUUGGUGUCAAAUCUAGAAACAACCGUUGCAUUCGUAUUAGAUUGGCCAAAGUAGGCGGAAAAAUUACAUCUCGUUCAUUCCUGUUCGGCUUACAAAAAGGUGUUGCUGUCAUACCUCCAAUGCAGACCUUGAAAACAGAUUAUAUUAUUGAAAUUCCUUUAUUAAGGGCUGGUGAACUGUUAGAGUUGGAAGGUACCUUAAAGUUAGGUAAAGCAGAGCUAUUUGAAGGUGCAGAAUUUAGGUUAUAUUUAGAACUUGGCAAGAUCACCGCUCCAUCCUUACCAAAGGUCGUUCACAUUGAAUCUUUUGAUAUCAGAGUAUCUACUUUCUACCGCGGCAUCACUGCAGAUUUUUAUCCAGACCAGCAGCUCGGUUUCCGGUUCUCCGUGUGGGAUAUAUCGCAAAUGGGGCAUUUUAAUUUCAUGAGAGACAUAUCCACAACUGAGCCUACCACAUUGAUGAAAGAUUUUAACGGCAAGACAAUAAUUAUAUUGAACAACGAGUUUGAGUUUGGCAAUAGAACUCAAAAGGUUAAAGCAUUGCAAAAUUUUGUGCUGAAAAAUGAAUUGCUUCAAGCGAUAAAUAAGAAUGAUAAUAGAUUUUAUGUAGUUGAUCCCAACAAUGUCAAAAAUGAUUGCGCAAUCGCAUUGGAAGAGUUUCUAAAAGUGCCUUUUGAUACAUUGAAGCAGGACAAGCUUCAAUUCAAACACACAGGACACGAACAGACAAGAAAGUUGAAAAGAUUAAUAAAAUAUUGUCCUAAUACCGAGUUUCAUAUAAUCCACCAAUCGAGCGAUGAAGAAAAGAAAGAUUGCUAUAUAACUGUUGUUCCAUGUCAUACAACUACAAAACGAAGGAUUAUCUUAGCGUCAGUUAGCGAUGCACAUUCGGAUCCUGAAGAAUUUAUUUCUAAGCCGAUUAAUUUUAAGGGUGUUAUUGCGAGCUUAGGAAUUAAUAAUCAAUUCCUUCUAUUGAAAAAGGUUUUGACCUCCAAACUUACUGCAGAAAUGACAGAAAUAUUAGAGGUCCUCAAGUUGCAGAUCAUUUAUGAUGUUGCUGUUGAGUUAUCGACUAUAUGUGAUGGAAUUGGUUAUAAUUCUUCUCUUGGAGAUUCUCAGGUUCUUGAAAUGAUGGAAAACUUAAGAUGUUUAGUUCUAAAAGUGGAAUCAUUAAGCAAGCGUUAUAAUGAGUCUAAUACGAUGUUUCCCGUCAAACAUGACACACAUUUAGGAAAAUGGAUGAUGGACAUACUUUCUCGGCUAUAUGCAUUUAUUAAAUGUCUCAGAGCGGGAAUUCACCAAUCAGUUCUACUUAACCGAAGAACUGCAAAAGUACAACAGCAAGCUAUGGAUCUUUUUCAUCGAAUAGGAGAAGCAGCGAUCUCUAAUUUUGUCGAUACGAGGCUUUUAAAUCAAGAACAGUCAACAGCUUCUGGAAAUGAAGCGUUAAUAUGCGAAAAUAUGUUUACUUCUCGACCAUGGAUUCCAUAUAAACAAUUAUGUUCAAAGCGUAGAGAGAUUAUCAAAUCAUUUGAAGGAGAAGUUAAAUCUCUACUUCAUCAAAAGAUUCAGAUGCAUUACAUUAAACAAAAAAAUGACGCAAAAUAUGUUCUUGGAGGCAUUUUUGACCCAUUAAGAAAAGUCAUGCGUAGAAAUGCUAUGGAUGUCAUUUUUAAACCUUAUGAAUCAUUUGCUGAUAAUACAUUGUAUGGUCGUAACUUCGAGAAAAAAAGAGAUGGGCAGGUUGGAGGUACAAGGAAUAUAAUUAUCAUAGACGAAACUUAUAUAGAAAAAAGCAGAAAAAAUAAGAUAGAAACGCAGAAGAUAAAUAAUUAUACUUCUAAAUUCCUUGAAUUUAAAAGUAAAAUGAUAGUGAGUCAAGACAAAAAUCAUGUUUCAUCUGAAGAAACAGCCUUAAUAUCAACUAUAAAACUUAUUAGCAAAUAUUAUCAUAUUAAAUAUGAUACGACACAAUAA